AUGAGGUGUGCGCUUUGUGACCGCCUAUUUGGCAGCCAGGUUGCUCUUAACCAACAUCUACGUGAUUCACCAGCACAUGCUGCAUCAUACGAGUGUGAGCUCUGUAAUCGCACAUUUACCAGCCAGGAUGCUCUUCAACAGCAUCUACGUGAUUCACCCGUACAUUUCGAACUACCUGGCACCCCUCUGGACAUGUUUUUCCAGACCUAUUCAAAAUUUACAUUUGACCCAUCUCUGCCGCCGAAUGAAUCAUAUUUGCGUUUACAAAGGUUCUAUGGUUGGCGUAGAGGCGAUGAGGAAUCAGAAAGAGCUUGGAAUAAUUUCCAAACCGCUCUUACUGAGGAGUUCAAGCUCUGGUUUGGGGCAGAAGAUGACCUGUGUUCUUGGCAUUCGCUUUGUCGCGCUGUGAGGGUAGAUCCUUUACCGAAAACCUGUCGAGAUUGCGAGAAGGCUGUGAGAGGAUUGUAUGUUAAUAUUGUCGACCUGAUUGACUGGGCUCGUUGUGAGGGGGCUAAGGGUGAGGUACGGCUCUUCCGUACCUUAGAAGAGCUGAGAGAAUAUACCCAAAAAAGUCGCAAAAUCUUUUACAACAAUCUUGAACAGACAGGAAGUGGAAAUGUCGUUCUUAGACACUUACUCCGGUCCAUAUUUUAG
Molecule: messenger RNA, 654 nt
Organism: Talaromyces proteolyticus
Lineage: Eukaryota; Fungi; Ascomycota; Eurotiomycetes; Eurotiales; Trichocomaceae
Exons: 2
Coding region: 1-654 (217 amino acids)
Source: RefSeq, a predicted model, not a curated record